CCUAGUACCAUGCCAUGUCAUAGGCUAUUCUAGUCUGUGCGAGGCUUUCCGAAGAAUUCUUAACAAGUAUCACUUGAUAUAGGCCGAUAUAAAAGUGACGCUAUUGCCGGCCGUCUUUAUUACUAUCGUGCCAUUCAAUCUUGACUUGACUUGCCUAGCGCCACGAAAAUUCCCUAACUUGCAACGCGAUAAAAUCAGACACGUCUUUCAAUCCAUCACCAUGUCGGCCCAACCCCUCAAUGAGAAUCGGCUGUUUAUCAAUGGCGAAUUUGUCCCUUCAGUCUCUGGCAAGACCUUUGAUUUAACCAAUCCUACCACAGAAGAGAAGAUCGGGUCCGUCUAUGAGGCCGGUGCUGAGGAUGUAGACCUUGCUGUCGAGGCUGCCAAAGCCGCGUUUCCAGCCUGGUCCGCUCUCUCGGCUGAGGAGAGAUGUGAUUACUUAAUUAAAUUGGCUGACGAAAUCGAGAAGAAUGAAGACUUGUUUAUGCAUCUGGAAGCUAUUGCUAUGGGCAUGCCGCAGUCUGGAACUAAAUUUGUUAUUCAACUUGCAAAGCGAUAUUUGAGAUACUUCGGAACCCAUGCCAUUGACAUCACCGGAGAAACAUCUCUCAAUACAACUGGAUAUAUCAACUUGUCCAUCCGUCAGCCGUACGGCGUAUGCGGAGGCAUUAUCCCAUGGAAUGCCCCAUUGUUCAUGAUUGUCACCAAGCUUGGACCGGCUCUGGCGGCUGGCAACACUAUGGUGGUAAAGUCAUCAGAAAAAUCCCCCUUCGCGUCGAUCGUCGUGGGUCUUUUGUGCCAGAAUAUCGGCCUUCCUAAGGGUGUUUUGAACAUCCUGAAUGGGUUUGGUCGACCUUGCGGUGAGGCCAUCGCUAAGCACAUGGAUAUCAGAAGGAUCUCGUUCACGGGCUCGGUUGCCACUGGACGAGCCAUCCACAAGGCCUCAGCCGAGUCUAACUUAAAAGACGUCAGCUUGGAACUUGGUGGUAAGAGCCCUUUGCUUGUUUUUGACGAUGCACCUCUCGAGAAGACUGUCAUGGCUGCCGCCUUUUCAAUCUUGUACAACUCGGGCCAAGUCUGCAUGGCUAGCACCAGGAUCUACGUGCAAGAAGGGAUUGCUCCCAAGUUUAUUGAAGCUCUAAAGGGUGCAAUGUUGGAGCUGGGUGUACCAGGAGAUCCCUUGCUUGCCAGCACCAAGCGCGGGCCACAAGUUGAUAAGCUACAAUUUGAUCGCGUCUUGUCUUUCCUUGACCACGCAAAGGAAAAGGGUUAUGAUAUUGCACUUGGCGGUAACAAGGCUCUCGAUAAGGGCUACUUUGUGGACGCCACAAUCGUUCGCGAUGUGCCAGAGAACGACAAGUUGAUCAGAGAGGAGAUUUUUGGACCUGUUCUCGUUAUCAACACGUUCACAGACGAAGACGAGGUCUUGAAAAGGGCCAACGAUACCGAAUUUGGUCUAUACUCGAGUGUUUUUACGAGUGACAUUUCACGGGCCCUGAGGGUUGUCAAAUCACUAGAAGCUGGUGCUGUUGGGGUGAACUGUACUAGUCCAUUCAUGGCUAUUGACAUGCCGAUGGGUGGCUGGAAGCAGAGUGGUGCGGGAGGUCGGGAGUUUAGCAAAGCCUGCUUGGAGACCUGGACCCAGUUGAAGUCUGUGUUCAUCUCCUUGUAAGGGGUUUCUCAGCGCUGACCUCAAUUCAAGUAUCAAGUCAAGUAUUUCAAGUAAGUCAAGUAAGUUGACGGCCCUAUAUAUUUCAAGUAAUUAAGUUCAUAAUGCCUCAAACUUGAUUUGCUUGAUUUACUUGAAAUACUGUAUUUUAUGGGUUUUCCUGUGCGACGGUCCUGGGAGUGACGAGGCCCUUCGGGGUUCGUCGGGCCUAAGGUGUAGGGUAAUGAAUUUGAUGUGGUCCGGAAUGUGACCCCGAGCUGAUUGCACCAAUGAUAAUCAAGGGACACGGUAGGGGUGUCGCGGAUUUAUUGUUUUGUUCGCCCGCGUGUUCGAGACGUGUCGCAGCUGACUCAGAACCCAAGUCUGUAUGAGAAGCAUCCACGAUCCGCGGUUC
Messenger RNA from Fusarium redolens, 2063 nucleotides. RefSeq names its product aldehyde dehydrogenase. Bases 221 to 1672 code for a protein of 483 amino acids. The record is from RefSeq and is a predicted model, not a curated record. The transcript has 2 exons. Gene Ontology annotation, molecular function: aldehyde dehydrogenase (NAD+) activity. Lineage: Eukaryota; Fungi; Ascomycota; Sordariomycetes; Hypocreales; Nectriaceae.